UGUCCUUCCCCAAUACGACCUUGGUGCUCUCCGAUUCUCUGGUCACUGGGGAUGCAAUCGCCGGGUCAGGGACUGCCUAUAGUGAGACAUACCUUCCCAUCGACAGAUGGCUCUUCACUCACAGAGAAGUCGAACGCGAAGCAGAGUUCGAGACCUUCGUCUCCCUCGCGAGCUGAGUAUUCGUCAUCACCCGGCCUGGCUGAUCUGAAGAUGUUGUAAAGACUGUCUUCCUGUCAUCUUUAAUAUUUAAUCUAUUCCGCCCUACCGGUUCCAGAGACUGUCUCGAGUCUAUCGUCAACCGCACUACUAUUCGUUUACACUACACCCCGCGAAACAAUCUAUACACCAGCCUCCAUGUCUCCAACGGCUCCCAUGUUGGCGCAGAGCGAGUCCAAAGUCAUGUUCUUUUCUCGCCUUGGUCUCGACGAGCGGAACAAGACGCAUCGACAUAUUUACUCCCAGAUGAAGGAAGAGGCAGCAGGCGGAUGGAAACGCAUGACAGCCACACGAGAAUCACUAGCUUCUCAAUACAAGAAUGAUCUUUCGAUCCAAGCACCAUACACCUUCAACCAGAUCGAUGAGAGAGUCAUUCAGCUUGAGAUCCUUGCCAUUCAUCGAAGAGCACGAAGUCAAACAAGAUUAAUAUACGAUCUUGGACGGGAUUUCUACGAUGGCCACGAGGAGAACUGGAUUAUCAGAUGGCUGCUAUGGUGAGUCCAUGUCUCAAUCCUCUCCAACUAGCACACUGUGCUCACCAUCGCCAGGCAUGUCUUCCGAUACCGUGACGAUCGUAACUCGACCAGCCGCCGCAUGGCAAGGUCGUGCGCCGGGUCAGGGAGUCCGAGCUCACUGUCAUCAUUCUCG
Molecule: messenger RNA, 864 nt
Organism: Zymoseptoria tritici IPO323
Lineage: Eukaryota; Fungi; Ascomycota; Dothideomycetes; Mycosphaerellales; Mycosphaerellaceae
Exons: 2
Coding region: 355-714 (119 amino acids)
Source: RefSeq, a predicted model, not a curated record